Molecule: messenger RNA, 114 nt
Organism: Mauremys mutica (yellowpond turtle)
Lineage: Eukaryota; Metazoa; Chordata; Testudines; Geoemydidae
Exons: 2
Source: RefSeq, a predicted model, not a curated record
UCACACUCACACACUCACUCUCACACAAACACUCUCACACUCACUACUCACACACACUCUCACACUCACACUCACACACACACUCACACACUCACACACUCUCUCACACACUGA